Pangasianodon hypophthalmus (striped catfish) is the source of this 11803-nucleotide messenger RNA. Its product is annotated as zinc finger MYM-type protein 4. The record is from RefSeq and is a predicted model, not a curated record. The transcript is spliced from 25 exons. Lineage: Eukaryota; Metazoa; Chordata; Actinopteri; Siluriformes; Pangasiidae. Gene Ontology annotation, molecular function: zinc ion binding. The coding region runs from base 725 to 10057 and encodes 3110 amino acids.
GGCUUCUUCCGUCCAUCGUGGGGCUUCACAUCAUGGAAAAUAAGUUGCUUUUUUGUUAUUAUUUUUCAUUAAAUAUGAAUAAAUAAAUAUCAAUUGUUAUUAAGCCUCCGAAGCGGUAGAGGGCGCAUGCAUCAAAAACGCGUCCCGAAACUGCAGGCGUGGAAACUGCUGUAAAAUCUCAACCGCGCGUUAUUUUUGGCACAACUACAGUCAGAGAAAUCCCGCCUACCCCUCUAGGAUUGGCUAAUGCCUAAUUCUACACCAUUCUGAUUGGCGGAUUGUUUGUGAGCGUGAACAAGUAGCCAAUCAGCGCACAGGAAGGUGUCGGAAUGGGGUAGAGAAAGGCACUGCGGAUGGAUGCUCUGUGUAAUCGAUUACGCUGAUUAUAGCUCUAUAUACCCUGUAAUUAUUAUAUAUUCUUUUCGGAAGCAUUUCUUUUCAGUUCACAAAAACAUUCACAUGCAAGCUGAUACUAUUUUGCAGGUUGUUGCUGGUUAAAGCUGAGAAAAUAUUCCUUUGGUUUUUGCCCCCCCGACUUUGUCUGCUAGCAUGUUAGCCUUUAGCCGACCCUAUAUGAAAUUAAUAUAAUAUAACAUUUUGGUAAAUAAUUAGUGGGUUAGGUGUAUGAGGUGUAAAUGGUGAAGUGUGGUUGGAUAAUCCCGGCUUCUCUGCUCUUCUCAGUUUGAGUGAGUUUGUACUUUCAGCUUUAACAUGGCGGAAAACAAUGCAGAGGAUUUUCUCGGCAUCAUCUUGGUUUCAAGGGACUUCUGAAGCCAUGGUCCGCAAAGAACUUACAAAGCAUGUACGGGAUCUCAUUGUCGAAAGGUACCGAUCAGGAGAGGGGUACAAAAGAAUUUCCAAAACAUUAGAUGUACCAUGGAGCACGGUGAAGGCCAUCAUCAACAAGUGGAGAAAAUGGGGCACCACAGUGACAUUACCAAGAACAGGACGUCCCUCCAAAACUGAUGAAAGGACAAGACGAAAACUUAUCACGCUGCCUGCCGAGAGACCUACAGCAACAUUAAAGGAGCUGCAGGAAUAUCUGAACGUCAGCUCUGUGGAGGAAGAAAGUCAGAAGGAGACGGAGCCCUCAUUAGGUGCUGAGAUUCCGAGGUCCGAUUCGUCCAAGCAAGGCAUGGAGGAAGAUGAGCUGGACGGGCUUCCUGUUUUUGGAGCAGAUGAAGAAGAGGGUGACCUGGAGAGCAGCUCCACUCAAAAAGACAAUCAGACUGACGAUCGAGAUGAGAAUGAAAACAGGAGCAGUGUCUCGCCUAGAGAUAACGAAGCAGGUGAAAGCGUGCAGUGCUCUCAGAUGGAGGACACAACGUCACAAAAUGAAGGCAGUGCGUCAUCACAGGAACCAGCUGAAGGAAGCCGAGAGGAAAUCAUGUAUUCUCCUUUAAAGAAAAUAAAGGAUGAGCCCAUAGAUGAGGACUAUGAUAAAGCACUCAUCAGUUCUGCGCAAUCAGACGUCGGUCGUGUUAAAGAGGAGCUUGAGAAUGGAGAUCAUGAGUCCUUGGUUCCUCUGGAUGAAUUGAGGAUCAGCUCUGUCUUUUCUGUUAGAGGAAACAGUGAUGCCAUUUCUGCUCCUGUUGCAGCCCCACAACCAUCUUCGUUCACUGCUCUGACUCAGACAGCCUCAGCAAUCAGACCACCUCCUAUAGUCUUGCAGGCUCAAAUGCAGCCUCAUUUUCAAGCACACCUCCAGCUUCAACCCAAGACCUUGGCUCAACUUCAACCCCAUCUGCAAACCCAUCUUCAGGCACAGCUUCAAACUCAUCUCCAACCUCAACUUCAACUCCAAGCACAGCUUCAAGCACAGCUUCAAACGCAGCUUCAACCGCAACUCCCACACCAGCUUCAACCGCAGCUCCCACACCAGCUUCAGCCGCAACUCCCACACCAACUACAACCGCAACUCUCACACCAACUCCCACACCAACUCCAGCCACAGCUCCCACACCAGCUUCAGCCACAGCUCCCACACCAGCUUCAGCCACAGCUCCCACACCAGCUCCAGCCACAGACCCCACCUCAGCUCCAGACACAACCACCACCCCAUCCGCAGGCUCAGCCCACACACCAGCUCCAGCAACAGCCCCCACAACAGCAGCAGCCCCCUCCUGCUCCUGUGCGAAUCUGCUGCUCAGGCUGCUCUAAGGUCCUUCAGAAAGGUCAGACUGCAUUUCAGAAGAAGGGUUCCAAUCAGCUGUUCUGCUCCACUGUAUGUCUCACUGGAUUCACCCUGCCUCCAGCCCCCAAUAUUGCCCCAAAGAAAACCUGCCACCUCUGUCUCAAGGUGAUCGGGAAUCCAAAAGACUUGAUAACAGUUCCAGUUGACUCAGCAAACACCUUAAAGGAGUUUUGUAGCCUGUCCUGUCUCAGCAUUUACAAGUCCAGGGUUGAAGGCUUAGCCGAAGAGGAUGCCGUUGUUAGAUGCGCCGUGUGCAGAAAUCCCAGUGAGAUUCAACAUGAAGUGAAUCACCAGGGCAUUCUGCACCGUCUCUGCAGUGACGAAUGCUUCUCACGUUUCCGCUCCUCCAAAAGGCUGUCCAUGAGCUGCUGCGAAAGCUGCGGCAACUGCACUGUCACAGGAAACUAUCACCUCGUACAGAUAGAGGACACUGUUAAGAAAUUCUGCAGCCCAGCCUGCAUCAGCACUUUUAAACAGAAAAGUGGUAAGAGGGUCCACUGCCCCUGCUGUCAAGAUUUUAAAGCUAUGGAUCAGAUGUUGGAAGGCACAAACGCGCAAGGAGUCAUAGAGUUCUUCUGCUCCUCCAGAUGUGUGGCUAAUAGCCAGGCGUCCUGCACUUUGUCAGGUGCUUCAUUCCCGUGCACAAAUUGCCAGAAGUUAGCUGUUCCUCAGUAUCACUUGGCUAUGCCUGACGGAUCCAUUCGAAACUUCUGCUCAUACGAGUGUGUUGGCAGAUUCCAGGAGAGGCUGCACAGGUCCAUUCAGAUGAACGGAGGAUCCUAUCACAGUCCAAACACCGGCGUCCAUCCUCCUUUACCUCAUUCAUCUGCCCAAGGAUAUAAUCCUCCUCCUAAUACAGUGCCUGCUUUGAAUCAAAACACUAUCUCGCCAUACGUGCCUGCUUCUCGACUGACAAACCUACAAGACACCCAGCAGCAGCCAGAAGCUCUCGGCCCUGUCAAACUGACCUGUAAACAGUGCCAGAAGCAGUUCAGCUCUAAACCCGAGGUCCUACAGUUUAAGAAUCAUGUGGGCCUCUUCUGCUCACGCCUCUGUUGCGACAUGUAUAAGAGGGAAAGAGAUGUCAAAGCAGUGUGUGAGUACUGCAAAGAAGAGAAGGUGGCCAAGGACAUUGUCGUCUAUGAGAAGCAGCCGCGGGCUUUCUGUUGCGAAGGCUGCAAACUGCUCUACAAGCACGACUAUGCCAAGCAGCACGGGGGUCAGUGCAGAGUUUGUGCUUACUGCUGCAAUGUGACCCACAAAACCAUCCAGAAUCACUUUGGGGGCAAACUGGAGGAGUUCUGCUCAGAAGAGUGCAUGUCUCUCUACACCGUUCUCUUCUAUGAGAUGGCGAAGUGUCAUGCUUGUAAGAAUCAGGGACCACUUAAGGAGAGCGUCAGAUGGGACGAAAUGGUCCGACACUUCUGCAACCUGCACUGUUUGUUGCAUUUUUGCUCCAAGAGUAUCAUCCCCGAUCAGCCAAACAGCAACGGUAUUAACACUGCUGCCACGACAGCCCAAGCCCCAUUAUCUCUCUCGAAAGACAUGCCUGUAAUCGGUGGUGUUGUGUCAUUGGCCUCUGCAUUGGCUGGCAACACAGCACUCACAGGAGCACUGCCUACCUCAAACGCCAGCUCCAAAAUCAUUGGCGACGCAAGCACCCAAACAGACGCCUCGGUGAACGGCGAUCCUCAGCAGCGACGGAUGCUGAAGAAUAAAGCCGUCAUGUGCAAACCUAUCAAUGAUGAGCAGAGCAUCCAGUGUGAAAUUGAGCCUCCAAAACUACUGUCUGAGACAGUUAUUGAUGAAAAAGGAGAGAAAGUGAGACUGGUGCCUGUGCCUAUACCAGUUCCAACACCCAUAUACAUUCCUGUGCCCAUGCACCUGUACACUCAGUACACACCCUUACCGCUGGGAUUCCCUCUUCCUAUACCUGUGCCAAUGGUUGUGCCAGCUUCUCAGGAAUCUGCGCAGUCAAGUUCCACUAAAGGCGGCGUCCCAUCACAAAGCUCAGUGGAGGAUGAAGAUGUGGAAAAGGGCAAGAGCAGGCCCCUGUCCCAUGGAGACCAAGGCAGUACCUACAGUGGGGAUUUGGAAUCCGAGGCCAGGUCUACCCCCUUCAGUUGGGCAGAUCCUGAGGAUUCUUCACACAAUCUUAAGCCAUCAGUCCCUUCAUCUGAGUUAGAGGGACCUAAAGAUCCUCCUGCUACCUCCACAGCAUCCAAAUUGUUAGAUUUGGAAAAGGACAUUCCUCUUGCAUCAAAUGAUCACGAAGCAACGAAGGAGCAGAAAUCAUCAGCAAAACGACGCAAGAGAGGAAAGAAAGGAUCUAAUGUUGAAGAACCGAAGAGUUUCAAAGAAGAACUGGAUGUAGCUGAUUGUGCACAGUCCAUCUUGGACACUAAUUUAGACCAGUUCAAUAUGGAAUCUUGCCAACACAGUGGAACACUGGGGAGAAGUAUUUUCAUUAGCUCAGAAUGCGUUCCACUUGAUGAUGUCCUGCAAGAGGCACAAAACACAUUUAAAUAUGGUGAAGAGUUCACGUCAUCCUCUGGGUCAAUGAUACCUUCAAGGCCAAGUCUAAAAACAGGGAGUAAAACAGUUAGAGUUCAGACAUCAUGCACCAAAAAGCAGUUCUGUGUUUACUGUCAGAAAUCAAAUACCAAAAUAGCAAGGCACUUGGAGCAAAUGCAUUCCAAUGAAACAGAUGUAGCAUAUGCCCUCAGCUUUCCAAAAAGAUCUAAAAGAAGACAUAUGCUACUUGAACAGCUUCGCAAGAAAGGCAAUUAUCAGCAUAACAUUGAAGUCAUUCGGAAUGGAAAUGGGGAUAUAGUUAUGCAAAAACAAACAAAAAGAAAAAGGUCUGCGAUGGAAUACUUGCCCUGUCAAUAUUGCCUAGCUUUCUUUCUCCGGGAAGGGUUGGAGAAACAUGAGUACUUAUGCAGGACAAAAAUGAUUUCGCAAUCUUGUCCAGAGUCCUUGGAACAGCUGGAGACUAAACAUGAGUCCUGCUUUCAACCCACUCCAGAACUAAAUGCACAAUCGCUUGUCAAAUUAAACCUGGUCCAUUUGCAAAGUCCAAAGUCCAGCUCUGAAGCCAGGUCACAUCCUGAUCUUGUAUCAAGCCUCCCAUCUAGUGCCAUUGGCUGUUCUGAGCUCAUCUGCCAACAUAAUCUUGAAAGGUGCUCUUUCUCAAGUACUCAGUCAAGUCCUGAAUCAAGUCCUGAAUCUUCUGACCAAAUAGGUCUAAAAUCUUUCCGUGGACCAAGUCAUAUAUUUAGUCAGCCUAGUCCUGAACCCUUCCUUCCAACCAAUUCUGAUCUUGGUCAGUCUCCUAGACCAGAUUUCUCUGAUGAAUGUACCUUUACAUCUAGUCCUGAACCUAGCCCUCAACCUAGUUUUGAAUCCCACUUACAGCCAAAUGAGUUAUCAAGUCCUGCAACUAUUCAUCCUAGUCCCAAACCUUGCUACGAGAGUAGCCUCAUGACCUCUGCUGAAAGCAACCCAGAGACCGCUAAGGCCAGUUUUGAGUUGUGCCUUCCAUCCACUCCUGAACCUGGCCCACUGCCUUAUCUCGAAUCAAGUCCUAGUCAUCUAAGUGUUGACUCGUGCUGUGAAGAAGUUUUGAGGUCCAGUCCUGAAACCAGUCUCCCCCGUACUCCUGAAUAUUGCAGCAUUGUUGAGUCCAACGUAAAAACUACUCUUGAAUCAUGUCUUGUAUCCAGUAUGGCGUACACUGAUGCAUCUAGCAGUGCAACUCUGAAUGUUGGAUCUUGCCACCAGCCCAUUGUCAGUCAGAUGUCCAGCCCACAUCCUACUCAACCAAGUUUUGAGUCCUUCUUUCUAUCCAGUGUGGCGUGUGAUCUCAGGCCACCACCUAGUCCGGAAUUGUGCAGUCAAACCGCUUCCAUGUUGAGCCAUGAAUCUACCCUUCAAUCCGACUUUGAAUCCUGCACACAAGCUGAGAAAUCUAGCCCAACUAGUUCUUGUUGUAGUUUCAACUCUUACCACCAAACUAGCCUUAUCAGUGGUGAACACAGUCCAGAUCCUAGUCAGACAAGUUUUGAAUUGUGCCUCUCUUCCAGCCCUGAAACUAGCCCUGUGCCUGAUCAUGAAUCAGAUCCUGGUCCUCAGAUUAGUUGUGAAUCCUGCUUUGAGCCAGUUUUUCAGUCCAGUUCUGCAACCAGUCACUUUCCUACUUCUGAAUCUUUCCGCUACCAUAGUGUUGAGUCCAACAUGAAACCUAACGUUGAACCCUGUCUCACAUCCAGUAUGAAGUGCAGCAGUCCUCCACCCAGCAGUGCUGAAGCUAAUACAGAAUCUAUAUCACAGAUCCCCAGUGCCAGCUCCCACUGCCUGGACUCAGAUGCCUCAAGUGGGAUUGAUUACAAUCUGAUUAAUGGUGACAGUUCAGUCGAGCCACCUGCAGAAAGCCUGACGUAUCAAAAGAAUUCUGUUGAUCUUGUUGAUGUAGACUCCACUUUUAGCUCACCAUCUUGCGCAAAAACCAGUUCACAGUGUGAGACAUUGUCCACCCUAAAGCUCAAAAAGAGUACUGGUUCACUCUCAAGUCUGAAAUCCAGUUCACAGUCUAGUUCAAAUUCGAGUUUAAUCUGUAGCCCUUCUUCUGAACCAGUGCUGUCCCAACAGAUAAGUUUAAACAAAACACCAGAUGGUGAGAGGUUAGGGAAGAAAAGACAGUUCUGCCUUUACUGUAAAAAACCCUACAUCAAAAUGGCACGGCAUUUGAGCCAAAAACAUGUAAAUGAAAAGGAUGUAGCACGUGCUCUUAGUUUUCGAAAGGGGUCUAAAAAACGGCUUGUUCUAUUUGAACAGCUUCGAAAGAAAGGGAAUUAUCAGCAUAAUGUUGAAGUUCUUAAAAAUGGAAGUGGAGAGCUUAUCACCUGUAAACGAGCAACUAAAGAUCAUUCUGUGGGUGUGUACCUGCCUUGUCAAUAUUGCCUGGCAUUUUAUAUCCGCCAUGAUCUGUGGAGGCAUGAAAGACGUUGCAAAAUGAGAACAAAUGGCAACCCUGUUUGCCUUAAAAGGACUGCAUCAUCAAAGUUGCUUCCAUUGCAGGGUAGUGUUUCUGGAGAUUUGGAAGAAGCUAUUCAUAGUAUGAAGCAAGACAAUGUCUUGCAUCAUAUAAGAGAUGAUGCUCUGAUUUGCAAGUAUGGUGCUAGGCUUUUUGAAAAACUUGGACAUGAUAAAAAACGUCAAGUAUAUGUAACACAGAAGAUGAGGGAAUUGGCAAGAUUUAUGCUAGCCGUGAAAGAGUUAGAUGGAAGUGUUCAGUAUUUGCAUCAUGUGUGCACUCCAUCCAGGCUUGAUUUGGUCAUUAAAGGUGCAAAGAUAGUUAGUGGGUUUGAUGAAACUUUAAGCAAAUUUGAAAAGCCAUCUUUGGCAUUAAAAAUUGGCAAUUCGAUAAGACAAGCAGCUGAAAUUAUUUGUGGUGAGAAUGUUAUGGAGGGUGAUACAGAGACUGUUGCUAAUGUUAAAGAGUUUAUUCGGCUCCUUGAGAAAAAUUGGAUUUCUUGUGCUAAAAGCGCUGACCAGGUCAACCCUGAUAGCACUGAGGUCGAGAGUUGCUUAGACAGGCCUAUUGCAGAGCUAUCUUGUCAAGAGGACUGUCCAGUAUCAAACAAACCCAGCCAAAAUCUCAAGCCUGAGUUAUGUGCCCACAGACGUAGUCAAGAUGAUAGUGAAAAUGUGGACAGUAAUGAAUGUGGACUGUGCACAGUCAUCUCAAAUGGAUCACAGUUUUACCCAGAUAAGAAUAAAAAGUUGCACUGCAGCACUAAUGCUGUAGAGCCAUCUACCAACACUGCAGUGCAACCUUCUGUGUCUCAGCAGUUUAAGAUCUCUUAUUUAACAUCAGAAGUGUUACCUUUAAGAACAAGAACAGCAAAAAAUGGGAAAAAACACUUCUGUAUCUAUUGUAGGAAACCCUUCAUCAAACUAGCAAGGCACUUGUCACGGAACCAUGCAAAAGAAAAGGACGUAGCCCAUGCCCUCAGCUUUCCAAAGGGAUCCAAAACUCGACAUUGCUUACUUAAACAGCUCCGUAAUAGAGGUAAUUACCAGCAUAACAUUGAAGUUCAGCAAACUGGAAAUGGUGAAAUCAUCCCAUUGAGAAGGCAAAAAAAGUAUAGUUCAUUGAAUUCCUACCAAGCUUGCCCUCACUGUCUAGGUUUUUUUCUCCAGCGUGACUUGUGGAAACAUCAAAGAUCAUGCAAGAUGAAGAAGGAUGAUGAAAAUCCCCCUUGCAGAAGAAGGUCUCGGUCAGCCUUAUCUAAGAAUCUUGCCUUGCAUGACAGUCUUUCUGAGGGCUGCCAAAAUCUUGUUCGCAACAUGAGAGAUGAUGAUGUCUCAAAGUAUCUAAGGAAUGAUGCCUUAAUCUGCAAAUUUGGAAAUAAACUUUAUGAAAAACAUGGGCAUGAAAAGGAAGGACAUGAAUACAUAUCUCAAAAAAUGAGAGCACUUGGUAGAUUUAUGUUGGCCGUGAGGGAGCUGGAUCACAAUGUUGAGGAUCUGUAUCAAGUAUGUACUGAAUCCAGGUUUAGUUUGGCUUUGGAAGCUGCCAAGAAGGUUGGUGGUUUUGAUCCACACUCUAACAAAUUUAAAAAAUCAGUAGCAUUGAAAAUGAGUUGUUCCUUGAAAUGGGCCACUGAAGUUGCUUUGGGAGAGGAGGACAUGGGAGAUGAAGCUAGAACUCAAGCCAAAAAAUUCAUUCAGCUGCUGGGAACAAAUUGGUUUUCUUAUGAACCCUCACAUAUUCACACUACAAGCACUUGUAUGCAGACUGAAGGAGAUAUUAUACAUCUGAUAGAAGAUGUUGUCAAACUAAAGAAUUUCCUGAAAAAUACUGGAGACAAAGCCAAAUUGGAGCUUGUGGAGCACCCUCAUCGUAAAUCAUGGAAAAGACUACGUCAAAGCCUUCUUGCUGAAAUUGCUCUAUUUAACAGAGGACGAAGGAGCAUAGCUGAGAAAAUGCUGCUUGAGGACUACAUACAGAGGGACAAAGAGCCUAUCCAUGGAAAAAUGUGCGAACCCCUAACAAAGCUGGAACAGGCUCUUGAUGGUGUGUUAAUAAGUGUGGGAGUCACUUGUAAAGAUGGAAGUAGGACUCCUGUUUUGUUUACUGAAAGGAUGGCAUCAUCUCUGGACAUCCUUAUCAAGUACCGUGAUGAUGUAGGUGUUCCCAUGGACAACCCUUACAUGUUUCCUCAAAUGAUGGCUGACGCUCACAUAAGAGCACACGACUGCAUAAGAGCCUUUGCCCAAAAUUGUGGUGCAAACAAGCCUGAAGUUCAUACACAUAAAUACGUGGCUACUAUUUUCCAAAUACUGAGCCUUAAUGGCAGUGAAAAGCAGCAAAUAGCUGCACUUGUAGGCGAUGACAGCUUUGACUACCAAACACUGGAUGAAAACGUCUCGCAGUUGGCAAAAAUCUGCAGCCUGUUGCAAACAAUGGAAGAAGGAACUGGCGCAUACAAGGACACAGGUCUUGGCCAUGCUGCUGCUCUAAGAUGCAAAAGACAAAAAUGGAAGAAGGAGGAACAACGAGCCGUGAGGAGGCAACUGGGAAAUUAUAUAUCCAUCAAUAAAGUGCCAGGCAAAAAGGAUUGUCUGGACUGUAUUAGGGCUGAGCCGGAGGCUCUCAGGUCAAGAACGUGGAGGGGCAUCAAAAAUUAUGUCCAUAACACCAUAAGGUCAAAGAAAAGGAAGGGAAGGGGUUCAAGGCAGAUGGACGAAAGCGAAGAAGCGAGUGAAAGCGCCGAUGAUGAUCUUGGUGAAGUUGUUGCUAUGGAGGCUGCUGCAAAAAGACCUCGUCGUAAAAGAAGACGACGACACCGUGUGUGAAUAUAAUGCUCAUAUACACAAUGAAACGGGCCACAUUUGCUUUGGAAGAGAAGAGUAGGCAACAGUUUGAGCUAGGAAACCACUGAGACUGUUUUACUUAUGUGUCUGCACAAAUUUGCACUUCAGUAAGUCUUUCUAAGAAAAUCAAGGUGGAUAUUAUAAAUCUGACAGGUUGUGAUAUCAGACUACGUAUUCCUGGGUGAACUAAAAGGGUGAAAUUAGCACAUCUUUAUUUCCCAUUUUUCAUUUCUUUCCUGAUUUUGUCAAUACUCGGUUGCUCAUGAGUAGCAUGAGUCUCAGAAGAUGAGAGCACUUUCUUGUAUGAAGCUGGCUGCCUUUUUUUUUUUUUUUCUCCCCCCCCCCAUUUUCCCCAGCUACAAGCUCCGUAGGUGAGCAUCUCAGCUGGCUGUUGGAUUGUCAUUAUCUCUGACAUUUAUACAUGCAGUCAGCUAUUUGUUGUUUUGAUAUUUGAUGUAUAAGUAUUGUAUCAAAAAUUAAAAAUUAGAUAAGGUUAUUCUUAAUUGUAAUAUAAAAUGCUUAUGUUGUUACACACCUUAAAUGUCUGAACAGUUACACAGUUACUUUCUUGCUGCACUUUGGAGCCAUUACCACCAUGGAGUGGAUUAUUUUCCAAUAAGAGCACAUCCUCUUAUACCAUGGCACUUUGAAGGUAUUUCAUUUAUUAAAGAAUGAGCCACUUUUUUUUUAAAUCCGUUUAUAUUUACAUUUACUGUUGAGGAACGUGAAACAGUUUUGUUGUAACAGCUAUAAACUCGCGCUCUCUCUGCCUUGAAGCUAACAAGGAACGUACAGGAACAGCUUUACCUCAAAGUCUUCUUUCAUAAAUGUUAAAUAAACAUUUUACAGAAAGCUUCACCAGAGCAACAGUUAUUGUGUUGGUUAUUUUUCUGUUAAAUGACAGCACCUUAAAAAAAAGAAAAACUUUUAUUGUUAAGCUUAAAUUAUGUCGAGUUGCUACCUUACAAGUUCCUGUGAACAAGUUGUUAUAUAAAACGAUAAUGUAUGAAAACGAUACUUUUGAUUAGAAUUACACCCAGAACGACUGUAAGCAGAAAAUGAAUCAGCACCUUCUGACUAAUUCUGCGGCACUAUGGUGUAAUUUGAUUUAAUGAAAGGAAUCUUGCUCCAAGUGUUUUAUUCAGUUAAUAAGGUCUGAUAUUAUACACUUUUUUUAUUUUGUGAUUUUGUUAAGUUUGGUCUGAUACACUGAAAGUUCACUUGAGGCAUUUCUGAGAUUAAGAACAGAUUUGUGUUUUAUUUUUUAAGAAUGACUCUACAGAUGAUAUAUUUAGCUCUUGCUUCAUAAUCUGUUCAUCUGUUCACAUCCUGUUGUGAAUUAAUGACUUUCUUGCUUUUUGACACUGUAAUUUCAUCGUGAACUCUUAAGGACCAACAGUUUCACAAUGUGUACAGAUUUUGUUUAGUUACAACUGAGGACCUUGUUGUUUCUUUUUUCAUAUGAUGUGUAAUAUAUAUAUAUAUAUAUAUAUAUAUAUAUAUAUAUAUAUAUAAUAUAUAUAUAUAUUUUUUUUUUUUGUUUAGCCAUAAAGCUUUGGUUUGUUGCUGCAGUUCAAAUUGAGACUGACUUCAAAAUGUUCUUUGGAAAUGUGUCAUAUUUCGGUCAUUAUCACAUUGUAAUAUUGCACUUAUUUUCAUUGCAAUGUGUUUGUCUUUGGUUUCUCCUUUUCAUGCACAUCAUAUUAAACCUGAAAUGCACAAUUUAAA